GGCGAGGAGUGGAGGAACACGCCCGGUGGCUGCUGGGUGGUAGGGAGACCUUCCUAGGGUCCCUUUUCCUUCUUGGGUUGCUAUGGAGUUCCCAGAACACAGCCAGCAGCUGCUGCAGAGCCUCCGAGAGCAGCGGUCCCAGGGUUUUCUUUGUGACUGCACCGUGAUGGUGGGUAGCACUCAGUUCUUGGCUCAUCGGGCAGUGCUGGCCUCCUGCAGCCCAUUUUUCCAGCUUUUCUACAAAGAGCGGGAACUGGACAAGAGGGAUCUGGUGUGUAUCCACAACGAGAUUGUCACAGCCCCAGCCUUUGGGCUGCUUCUGGACUUUAUGUAUGCUGGCCAGCUGGUCCUGAGGGGAGAUACCCCUGUGGAGGAUGUGCUGGCAGCUGCCAGCUACUUGCACAUGAAUGAUAUCGUCAAGGUGUGUAAGCGGCGGCUGCAAGCCCGGGCCCUGGCAGAGGCAGACAGUACCAAGAAGGAGGAGGAAACCAACUCACAGCCUUCUAAUUUGGAGUUCUUAUCCAGCACUUCCCGUGGUCCCCAGCCUUCGUUGGCAUCUGCUGAGACAUCAGGCCACUGGAGCAAAGGGGAGUGGAAAGGCUCAACUGCUCCUUCACCUACUCUCUGCCCUCCAGAUGAGUCACCGAUGCCAGCUGGGGCUGACACUACACAGCCUGGUGUGGAAGUGGACUCCCCGCAUCUGCGGGCACCUCCUCCUCCAGUGGUUGACAUCUCUCUUGCCAGCCCCAGCAGCUCCACAGAGACCAACCCUGCAAACUACUUCUCUUCCAGCCUCCCAACAGUUUCAGUAGAGCCACUGGCUCCCCUUGAUGUGGGUUCGGAGAGUCUGAGGGUGGUGGAACCAAGGGGUACUGGAGGACCAUUGCAAGGCUUUUAUCCCCCAGCUUCAGCUGCAGCCCCAGUCCCAGCCCCAGUGGAAGCUGAGCUGGUCCAGGUGAAAGUCGAAGCUAUUGUGAUUUCUGAUGAGGAGGCUGAUGUGUCAGAGGAACAGCCUCGGGGUCCUGAGGGACUGCUCCCACCUGGAGGAGCAAUGUAUGGUGGACAGCCCCCCCAGCCAGAGGCUUUUGAGGAGCCACGGGUGGCAGGACUGGAGGAAGUGGGGCCAAGUGACCACUUCCUGUCACCAGAUCCUCACCUACCCUACCAUUUGCUGCCAGGUCCAGGGCAGUAUCAUCGAGGACUGGUGACCUCACCCCUGCCUGCGCCAUCUGCCCUGCAUGAGCCACUCUACCUGCCUUCUGAGUAUGAAGCAGCCCCAGGAAGCUUUGGGGGUUAUACUGAGGAUGUCCCCACUUGUAAGACAUGCGGGAAGACCUUCUCCUGCUCUUACACGCUACGGCGCCAUGCCACCGUGCACACCCGGGAGCGACCCUACGAGUGCCGCUACUGCCUGCGCAGCUACACGCAGUCAGGGGACCUGUACCGCCACAUCCGCAAGGCUCACAAUGAGGACCUGGCCAAACGCAGCAAACCGGAUCCAGAGGCUGGCCCCCUUCUAGGAGGGCAGCCCCUCCCUGGCUCCCCACAGGCAGCAGAUAAACAGAACAGCAGUGGUGGUGGAGGGCCACCCAAGGAUUUUGUGCUUGGCCCCAAAAACUGACAUCUGGGCACACAUGCGCUGAUGCUAGGCCUGCGCUUGCUACUGUUGGAGGGCGCAGCACCGAAGGUUGAAAGCAUCUCAUUUUCCCUGCUGGGGACCGAAUGAAGAUUCUGCUCUGGCUGAAGCUUCCUACCCUUUCCUUUUCCCGACCAGAUUGCAGGACUUCAUGGGGCAUGGCAUCUCAGUCAGUCCUUCGGCAAGGGCACUGGGAAUUUUCCUGAGGUGUAAUUGCUCCUCACUCUGCAUUCCGGGCCAUAAAGCUAGCGGUGAAACUGUCUCUUUAAAUGAGUGUUGGCUGGUUUCUCCCACAAACCUGCAUGCCUCCUGAUGUUUUAUACCACCCCUCCAGAUCUUUUAGGAAUCUGACGUCUGUAUUUGAGGCAGAGACAGGUCAGGCUUG
This is a messenger RNA of Phacochoerus africanus (Common warthog), 2021 nucleotides long. RefSeq names its product zinc finger and BTB domain containing 3 (gene ZBTB3). Gene Ontology annotation, biological process: regulation of transcription by RNA polymerase II. Gene Ontology annotation, molecular function: RNA polymerase II cis-regulatory region sequence-specific DNA binding; DNA-binding transcription factor activity, RNA polymerase II-specific; protein binding. The coding region runs from base 83 to 1621 and encodes 512 amino acids. The record is from RefSeq and is a predicted model, not a curated record. Lineage: Eukaryota; Metazoa; Chordata; Mammalia; Artiodactyla; Suidae. The transcript is spliced from 2 exons. Gene Ontology annotation, cellular component: nucleus.